Pteropus alecto (black flying fox) is the source of this 1047-nucleotide messenger RNA. It is a transcript of the gene TMEM144, whose product is annotated as transmembrane protein 144. Lineage: Eukaryota; Metazoa; Chordata; Mammalia; Chiroptera; Pteropodidae. Gene Ontology annotation, cellular component: membrane. Gene Ontology annotation, biological process: carbohydrate transmembrane transport. The transcript is spliced from 11 exons. The coding region runs from base 1 to 1047 and encodes 348 amino acids. The record is from RefSeq and is a predicted model, not a curated record. Gene Ontology annotation, molecular function: carbohydrate transmembrane transporter activity.
AUGAGCAACAAUGAAACAGACCUAACCACUGGUUUCAUCUCCUCUUCUGUAGCCAUCCUUUUGUUUGGCUCAAACUAUGUGCCACUUAAAAAAUAUGAUACUGGUGAUGGCAUGUUUCUCCAGUGGGUACUUUGCGCUGCCAUAUGGUCGGUUGCCUUGGUGGCCAAUCUGAUAUUACGUUGCCCUAAGUUUUGGCCUUUUGCAAUGGUUGGGGGCUGCAUUUGGGCGACAGGGAACGUUGCUGUUGUCCCAAUUAUCAAAACCAUUGGUUUAGGCCUUGGACUCUUAAUCUGGGGAUCACUUAAUGCCUUAACUGGCUGGGCAAGUUCAAGGUUUGGCUGGUUUGGAAUGGAUGCAGAAGAAGUAUCAAAACCACUGCUAAAUUACUUUGGAGCUGGGCUAUCAGUUGUGAGUGCUUUCAUAUUUUUGUUCAUCAAAAGUGAAAUACCAAAUAACAUGUGUUCUGUGGACACCACACCAUUAAUGACAGAGCAUGUGAUCAACAAAACUCAAGAUCCCUGUCCUGGUUAUUUCUGGGUGGAUAAACUUUCUACAGUGCAGUCUCGCAUAGUGGGCUGCAGUCUCGCAGUAAUAUCUGGAAUACUCUUUGGCUCCACAUUUGUGCCAAUCAUUUAUAUCAAGGACCACGGCAAAAGAAAUGAUAGUAUAUAUGCAGGGGCAAGCCAGUAUGAUUUAGAUUAUAUUUUUGCAUACUCCAGUGGCAUCUUUCUUACAAGUACAGUCUAUUUUCUGGCCUACUGUAUAACCAUGAAAAAUAAUCCCAAGCUAUAUCCUGAAGCAGUCUUGCCAGGAUUCCUGUCAGGCGUACUUUGGGCAAUAGCUUCCUGUUCUUGGUUCAUAGCUAAUCACACUCUCAGUGCUGUGGUCAGUUUUCCGAUAAUCACUGCUGGUCCAGGAUUUGUAGCUGCAAUGUGGAGUGUCUUCAUAUUUAAGGAAAUACAGGGUCUACAAAACUACCUGUUAAUGAUAUUUGCAUUUUUCAUCAUCUUGUCUGGAGCGUUAUGCAGUGCUUUUUCUAAAAUCUAA